Molecule: messenger RNA, 879 nt
Organism: Zychaea mexicana
Lineage: Eukaryota; Fungi; Mucoromycota; Mucoromycetes; Mucorales; Lichtheimiaceae
Product: WD40-repeat-containing domain protein
Exons: 6
Coding region: 1-879 (292 amino acids)
Molecular function (GO): protein binding
Source: RefSeq, a predicted model, not a curated record
AUGCUCGGCCAAGUAUCAACGCAGUAUCUUCUCGGUCAUCACGACAGCGUUUACUGCUUGCAGUUUGAUGAGCAUCGAAUCAUCACCGGUGGCAGGGACUGUACCAUCAAAUUCUGGGACAUGAACACGCAUGAAUGCAUCCGCACACUCAGGGCUCAUGAAGGCAGUGUUUUGUCGUUGCAGUACAAUGACUCGUUGAUGGUGACGGGUUCGUCCGACAAGACGGUGGUCGUCUGGAGUAUGAAGACGUUCGAGCCGAUCCGUCGUCUUACGGGCCAUGAAGGAGGUGUGCUGGAUGUUUCAUUCGACGAUCGAUUUAUCAUCUCAUGCUCCAAAGACAAAUCUAUCCGAAUAUGGAAUACAGCGACAGGUGAUCUUGUACGGACGAUUCAUGCGCAUCGCGGUCCAGUGAAUGCUGUCCAAUUAAGGGGGAACAACAUCGUAUCAGCCUCAGGGGAUUCGCUGAUCAAAAUGUGGGACGUACAGACAGGCGAGUGUGUCCGUGAGUUCGCUGGUCAUGGGCGCGGGCUGGCCUGCGUUCAAUUCGAUGGAAAGCGGAUUGUGAGCGGAUCAAAUGAUAAAACAAUCAAGGUUUGGGAUGCCGAGACGGGUGAAUGUCUCAUGAGUUGCGAAGGCCAUCAAGAUCUCGUGCGAACUGUACAUUUUGAUAAUGACAGAAUUGUCAGUGCAAGUUAUGACCAUAGUAUACGCGUCUGGGACAUAAAGACGGGUACAUGUCUUCUCAACUUUGAGAACGCACAUACGAGUUGGGUCUUUGACGUACGAUUUAAUAAGAAUAGAAUUGUCAGUGCAAGCCAGGAUCAUCGAUUGAUGGUUUUGGACUUUUCGACUGGCUUGGAUACCCGUUUAUUUCUAUAG